AAUGGGUUGAGCAUGAGCUCAUUAUUCCACGCACUACCAUGGUAGAAAGUAGAAACCAAAUAAUCAAGCUCAUCAUUUUUGCCCCAACAGAAAAGCGUCUGGUUUUGGCGGGAAACAACAGAGUUCAGAAACGCAACGCAAAUGGCGAACAAGCUCAUCAACCAGAUGAGUUUACCUAAAUCCAUCGCUAAUAUCUUCACCGCUCGCAACAUCAUCACCGCCAAGGAUGCAUUAUCUCUCACUGAAUUUGAAUUGAUGGAGUUGUUGGAUGUUGGGAUGGCAGAAGUAGCAUCUGCAAUGGCGCAUAUUAGCGAAGUUGUGUGUCCACCUUGCCAAACUGCAUUACUUCUGAUGGAGCAGCGAGUACGAAACGAAAGCAUGGCUGGUCAUCUUCCCACUCGUUUGAAAGGAUUGGAUGAAGCUUUAUGCGGCGGUAUUCCGUUUGGUGUUUUGACAGAAUUGGUUGGUCCACCAGGAAUUGGCAAAACACAGUUUUGCUUGAAGCUCUCAUUGUUGGCUUCGUUGCCGGCUAAUUUUGGAGGCUUAGAUGGCCGGGUGAUAUAUAUUGACGUUGAAUCUAAAUUUAGUUCAAAAAGAUUGAUAGAGAUUGGAACAAAGAGUUUUCCUGAAAUAUUUCACAAGAAGGGAAUGGCACAGGAGAUGGCCGGUAGAAUCCUGAUCUUACGUCCUACAUCACUUUCUGAAUUUGCUGAGAGUUUGCACCGGAUCAAAGUAUCACUCCUCCAGCAACAAGUGAAGUUGCUCAUCAUUGAUAGCAUGGCUGCUCUUGUUUUAGGUGAACAUGAUUGUGGGGCUUCUAAGCAACAAGCAUUGGGUUGGCACGUCUCUUUUAUCAAGUCACUUGCUGAAUUUUCACGAAUUCCAAUUGUAUUGACAAAUCAAGUAAGAUCUCAAAUGGGUGAUGAAUCUCUCAUGUAUUCCUUUCAAGCUCAAAGCCGCUCUACAAAAGAAGACGUUCCUGUUACAUUUGACUCUCAUCUUGUUGCUGCUUUGGGAAUUAACUGGGCUCAUGCCGUGACCAUCCGUCUUGUACUUGAAUCCAAAUCAGAUGCUCAGUUUCUUGCAGGUCAAAGGUUUAUUAAGCUGGCGAAAUCUCCAAUUUCACCACCUUUGGCUUUUCCUUUUAACAUUACUUCAUCAGGGAUUGUUUUGCUUGAUGAUAAUGGGAUAGAGAUGAAAGGGCCAGAUAUAAACAAUAUACACUGCCAAGGACAAAAUGCUUUGUUUAAUUUUUAAAGGUGAAAGGAGACAAAUUGGGACUACUAGUUCCCUUCAGCAAUCUAUUUUGCUUUCAGAUAUUACCAGGUAACUUGCUCUGCAUUUGUCACCACUAACAAGUUAACAACUAUGUUUCUCAUAUAUGUAAGGUAUACAUCUGUCUCACUAUUUGGCUUCUGCUGUCAAUCACCAUCUGUCUCAUCUUGUUGGACUGGUGGGUUGUCUGGAGGUUGUGUUAUAAAUUAUGAAGAUCAUGCAACAUACUUCUACGUAGAUUUUUUCUGCUAUGGAUGUAUUGAACGGUAUAUAGUUUGGAAAUGUUGAUGAUAAGCUACCAUUUGCCUUGAUAUAGUUCUUAACAACACGAAAAGGCCCCAGUUUUGAUUACAUUGGUUUCAGGAUAUGACACAGGUUAUGCUAAUAAGUCUAACAUGUCUGAGACAUGUGUGGGGAAGAGUCAUUUUAACAAUAUAUUAUAUUCUUGAUGAUAUAAGUCUUAACAGCAUGAAAUGGCCUAGAUAUCUUGACUCAAGAUUGUCUGUAACUACAACUUCAUGUAGAAGUGGUGCAGUGGUUUUUCUAUGUUGCAUGAAUUUCUGGAAAGUAUUAAACUAGUAAAAUAACUGAAAUACUAUUA
Molecule: messenger RNA, 1876 nt
Organism: Lathyrus oleraceus (garden pea)
Lineage: Eukaryota; Viridiplantae; Streptophyta; Magnoliopsida; Fabales; Fabaceae
Product: DNA repair protein RAD51 homolog 2
Exons: 14
Coding region: 142-1257 (371 amino acids)
Biological process (GO): double-strand break repair via homologous recombination
Cellular component (GO): replication fork; Rad51B-Rad51C-Rad51D-XRCC2 complex
Molecular function (GO): double-stranded DNA binding; ATP hydrolysis activity; single-stranded DNA binding
Source: RefSeq, a predicted model, not a curated record